AUGGUUUCCAUUUACCAGUUGUCAAUCUUUCUGGUUUUUGCUGGACUUGCCAGCGCUGUACCUCAUUCCAAGCUUCAAAAGCGUGAUGCACUGCCUGACUACGCUAUCACCUACGCGCCAUUAUCAUACCUGUACAGUGGGGAAAAAUGGUUCCCUUCCGAUAUCAAAACUCAUCUUGAGAACGUUCAACCUGAAGUUAACUAUGUGGCUAGCGGAGGUAGUGGCUCUGUUACACUCGACACGCUUAGUACAUACGCUUCCGAUGUUUACUUGACAGCAUCGGACGGCCCCAUCUUGAAUCCUCUGAAUAGCACUCCUGCCUGGGCCCUUUCAGACUACGGUAUUCCCGACAGUACUGGGCUCAGCACAGCCCCAGGUACUAUCAUUGCCGUCGAAAAGAACAGCACGACUACAGAUGUCUUUUACUUUUACUUCUAUUCUUACAACUAUGGUGGGACUGUUUUAGGCGUCAAUACUGACGACCAUGUUGGUGAUUGGGAGCACGUAAUGAUUCGCUUUGUAAAUGGAGAACCUUACGCCAUUUACUGCUCGGAGCACAGCGCUGGCUCUGCUUACUACUGGGACGUUGUCACUUUUGACGGCGACCGUCCCAUCACAUAUGUCGCUUACGGUGGGCAUGCCAACUAUGUGACCGCCGGCUCACAGGAGUAUACUAUUGCUUUGGGCUUGAUUACCGACCACACCGAUGCUGGAUAUCUUUGGGACAUGACUCUGAAUUACCGUGGCUACUGGUACGAUGUUGACACUGCGGAAUUCAGUGUUGCAUCAGGCGCCGGCAUAGGUGCUUCCGAAGAGGCCGAUGAGACGGCCACGUGGCUUAGCUGGGAAGGGCAAUGGGGUGACGAGCAGUACCCGGACGACGUUCUUGAUGACCUGGAAACUGGUCAAUGGUGUAUUUCUACGGAGUGCCAUUACACCAGCGGACCUACCGGCCCCGUGGCUAAGAAUUUGGAGCGAACGACUGUGUGUGAGAACGAUGAUAGCUGUACGAUCUUCGACAACAUCAAUGAUCUAACAUCACAAUCAUAG
Talaromyces amestolkiae is the source of this 1050-nucleotide messenger RNA. RefSeq lists its product as uncharacterized. Lineage: Eukaryota; Fungi; Ascomycota; Eurotiomycetes; Eurotiales; Trichocomaceae. The coding region runs from base 1 to 1050 and encodes 349 amino acids. The record is from RefSeq and is a predicted model, not a curated record. The transcript has 3 exons.